AUGGAUUAUGCAGAACUCUUCGCAAAAUUCCCAGUGGACAUCUGUGGAGAACUGGCAGAUCUAUGGAUAAAACUGCUUGAACCCAAGGUCGAUUAUUCCGGUCAAAAAUCCCCAUGGUUUCCAGAAGAUCUCACUCUAAUGAAGCCACAGCGGAUGUUGAAGCAAGAAGUGACGUCAUAUGGCUCACAGUAUGCAGCACAGGAUGCAGCCACUCAGAUUAUUGGCGUGGACCCAAAGUCAUCGGGUGUUGUAUUUGACUUGACAUUUGAUUUUGCCGUUGAAUGGAAGACAUAUUCCUCCGGAGGUGGUUCACUUCACGCUGCGACUACUCCUUGUGCGCUUCACAACGGACAGAUCGUUCCUCGAGAGGGCAUGAUUCCUAGCGUGCUUCAAACCCCGUUAGUCGGUCAGGAAGUCCAAAAGGACAACCGAAUCGGUAUCCUUAAGAUUGUGGUCGCAAACGAGUAA
This is a messenger RNA of Penicillium angulare, 468 nucleotides long. RefSeq lists its product as uncharacterized. The record is from RefSeq and is a predicted model, not a curated record. Lineage: Eukaryota; Fungi; Ascomycota; Eurotiomycetes; Eurotiales; Aspergillaceae. The coding region runs from base 1 to 468 and encodes 155 amino acids. The transcript has 3 exons.